GCUAACUCGGAAGUUAUCUAUGUUGCAGCUGGACAGGAGAGAUUUAGAACUUUAACAAGUUCAUAUUACAGAGGAGCACAAGGGAUAAUCAUGGUGUAUGAUGUAACAAGAAGGGACACAUUCACCAAUCUUUCUGAUGUAUGGGCUAAGGAAAUUGAUCUUUAUUCGACUAAUCAGGAUUGCAUCAAGAUGCUAGUAGGGAACAAGGUCGAUAAGGAAAAUGAGAGAGUUGUGACAAAGAAAGAGGGCAUCGACUUUGCUAGGGAAUAUGGAUGUUUGUUUGUAGAAUGUAGUGCAAAGACUCGAGUUAAUGUUGAGGAGCUCGUCUUAAAGAUCUUGGACACCCCCAACCUGUGCGCUUGA
Musa acuminata AAA Group (dessert banana) is the source of this 363-nucleotide messenger RNA. RefSeq names its product ras-related protein RABC1-like. The transcript has 4 exons. The coding region runs from base 91 to 363 and encodes 90 amino acids. NCBI's taxonomy places the organism in Eukaryota, Viridiplantae, Streptophyta, Magnoliopsida, Zingiberales, Musaceae. Gene Ontology annotation, molecular function: GTPase activity; GTP binding. The record is from RefSeq and is a predicted model, not a curated record. Gene Ontology annotation, biological process: vesicle-mediated transport.